Molecule: messenger RNA, 25227 nt
Organism: Physella acuta
Lineage: Eukaryota; Metazoa; Mollusca; Gastropoda; Physidae
Product: titin
Biological process (GO): signal transduction
Molecular function (GO): protein binding
Source: RefSeq, a predicted model, not a curated record
GCGAUCUGUAGACGCGUGACUCACUCCUUGUGGCCACCCGACUGUUGCCGGCCCCGCUUCUGGUGCCAUUUAAGAUUGACUAUCGGCUUUAAGUUAUGCAGACAUAAUCAGCUCCAGCCAAUCGGAGCGCGUCUUUCAGCCUUGUGUGACACCGGGAGAUGCAUUAUGCCUCCCUAGCCUGACAGGACAACACCGUCAGAUAUCGCGCUUUGGCGCAGUGGACACGACAUUUGGGCUCAUUGGAAAAGUUGAGGGCACGGACACUAGCUGGACGUAGAUCGAGGAUUUGAGCAGGCAGAGAUUUGUUGACCGUCUCAAGGAGCACUUGUUACGUCUGACGGAAUCGCCAGAGCCGAACAUGAUGGCUGAGCAGCCUCAGUCGCCGCCUAAACAUCACAAGACUGAUGGUAACGCAGGUUUUUUGAGGGCAGCUCGUGAUGGGAACUUGGAGGAAGUUUUGGACUACUUGAAGGGGAGCACGGACAUCAACACAAGCAACCCAAAUGGCUUGAAUGCUCUACACCUGGCCUCCAAGGAAGGCCACAUCAACAUUGUCACAGAGCUCCUAAACCGUGGCGCCAACGUAGAGGCCGCCACCAAGAAAGGUAACACAGCACUGCACAUCGCCUCGCUGGCUGGACAUGAGCAGAUUGUCAAACAGCUGGUGGACAGUGGGGCCCAGGUCAACCUCCAGGCUCAGGCUGGGUUCACACCUCUGUACAUGGCGUCACAGGAAGGUCACUCAGAUGUGGUCAAGUUUCUCUUGUCUGUGGGGGCCAACCAAGGGCUCUCUACUGAGGAUGGCUUCACACCACUGGCUGUAGCCCUACAACAAGGCCACGACAAGGUGGUGUCUGUCCUGCUGGAGCAUGAUGCCAAAGGAAAAGUCCGCCUGCCUGCCUUACACAUCGCUGCCAAGAAGGAUGACGUCAAGUCUGCCGCCCUACUCCUACAGAAUGAACAAAACAGUGUUGAGCUACAAACCAAGGGAGGAUUAGUCAAUGACACGACAAAGAGUGGCUUCACACCACUACACAUUGCAGCCCACUACGGCAACACUAACGUAGCCAACCUACUGAUACAGAGAAAUGCUGACGUCAAUUUUAGAGCCAAGAACAACAUUACACCACUGCACGUUGCCUCCCGCUGGGGUAAGAUCAACAUGGUCAACCUGCUGAUAGACAACAACGCCACCAUUGAUGAGAAGACACGGGAUGGUCUGACACCACUCCACUGUGCAUCAAGGAGUGGCCAUGAGAGUGUUGUGGACACACUACUGGAGAGAGGAGCCCCUCAUUCUGCUAAAACUAAGAACGGCCUGACACCCCUGCACAUGGCAGCACAGGGGGACCACGAGGACUGCGCUCGUCUGCUGCUGUACCACAAGGCUUCACUUAACGAGGUCACCGUGGACUACCUGACCCCUCUCCAUGUGGCUGCCCACUGCGGCAAUGUCAAAACUGCCAAGUUGCUGCUGGACAGGAAGUGUGAACCCAAUGCCAGAGCUUUGAAUGGCUUUACCCCCCUGCAUAUUGCCUGCAAGAAGAACCGCAUCAAAGUUGUGGAGCUGCUGUUGAAGUAUGGCGCCUCCAUAGAGAGCAAGACUGAGUCUGGCCUAACCCCACUGCACGUGGCCUCCUUCAUGGGUCACAUGAACAUCGUCAUCUACCUGAUCCAACACAACGCCAACCCCAACACAGCCACAGUACGCGGUGAGACAUCCCUCCACCUGGCUGCACGCGCCAACCAGUCCGACAUCAUCAGGAUCUUGUUGAGGAACUCUGCCACAGUGGAUGCCAGGGCUAGGGAGCAACAAACUCCCCUGCACAUUGCUGCCAGACUGGGCAAUGUGGACAAUGUCCUGCUGCUCCUCCAGCACGGAGCCUCUGUUGAUGCCACCACCAAGGACAAGUACACUCCCCUGCACAUUGCUGCUAAAGAGGGACACGACGAGGUGGCCCAGGUGUUGCUGGAACAUGAAGCCCAACAUGACAUCACCACCAAGAAAGGCUUCACACCACUUCACAUCGCGGCCAAGUACGGGAACAUCAAGGUGGCCCGCCUGCUGCUACAGAAGGAGGCCAACCCAGACAUCAGUGGCAAGAAUGGCCUGACCCCUCUACAUGUGGCCACUCACUACAACCAUGCUAAUGUGGCCCAGCUGCUGCUUGAGAACAAGGCCAACCCUCAUGCUACUGCCAAGAAUGGCUACACCCCCCUGCACAUCGCGGCCAAGAAAAACCAGAUGGACAUUGCCACCAUGCUGCUGGAGUAUGGCGCCAAGCCUGACGCUGAGUCUAAGAAUGGCUUCACUCCUCUGCAUCUUGCUGCACAAGAGGGUCACACUGACAUUGUUUCCUUACUGCUGGAGAAACAGGCUAAUGUCAACUCUACAGCUCAUAAUGGACUGACCCCCAUGCAUCUGGCUGCCCAAGAGGAUCGUGUCCAGGUGGCAGAGAUUCUGUGUAAACACGGCUCCGAGACAGACACCAGCACUAAGGCUGGGUACACACCGCUACACACAGCGUGUCACUUUGGCCAGGUCAACAUGGUGCGUUUUCUGCUGGACCACGAGGCGUCUGUCAACUCUACUACCAAGGUGGGUUACACUCCCCUUCACCAAGCUGCCCAACAGGGCCAUGUCCAGGUGGUCAGCACUCUACUCAAGAACCAGGCGUCACCCAAUGCUGUCACUAAUAAUGGUCAGACCCCACUGGCCAUUGCCCAGAGGUUAGGCUACAUCUCAGUUGUUGAGAUCCUAAAGCCAGUGACCGAGGUCCAGGGCAUCAUGCCUGCCACGGAGGAUAAGUACAAGGUUGUCUCCCCUGAGACCAUGCAGGAGACCUUCAUAUCAGACUCUGAGGACGAAGGAGGAAGCAGCUUUGUCGGUUCAUAUCGCAGUCUGCAGUACGGAAGUCUGACAAUAAGUACAUUUGGAGAUGAGAAGCGCAAUAGUUACCUCAGUACAACCAGUAACAUGAGUAUUGGCAAUCUUAGCUUUGUUGACUCGUAUGAUGAAGAGUUCCGAGGGGAAGACAGCAUCUCACUGGAGCGUGGAGGGAGUGCCUCUCCCCUGGACACAUCUUUUGACAAGGACGUCCAAUAUCGCCACCGAGCUGUUGACCACAAGAGCCGACAGGUGAGCCAAAUUGGGGCCACCAUGCAUUACCCAUCGUACCUGGAGACCAACCCUGACUAUGAGGAGGAAAUGAGAUAUUAUCAUGGAGAUACCUUGUCUCCUAAAGAUAAGAAUACAAGUCAGGACAAAUCUAGGUUGGACAGCGUCUUCUAUUCUGGGGAUUAUUCCACCCUGGGCUCCAACCGAGACUCUCUCAAUCUGGAUGCAACCAGGGACCGCUCCGUGGGGGAUAGCGUUGGAGAUUUGUUUGAAGAUGAUGAUCUGAAAUAUGUGGUCGCUGAUGAUGCUUAUUUGAAAAAGAACAAGCCUGAAGAUUCCUAUGCUGAAGACAUUUAUGCACGCCAAUCAUUCCGCUAUGGGAAGAAAGCGCCAGAGCUAACAUCUCCAAAAAGCUGGAACUCUUCAGUUUCACAUGGAAGCUGGGAGCGCCAAAGUGUGGUCUAUCAGGGUCAGAUUUCCAAGUCUCCCAGCACAGGGGACAGAAACUCUGACACUGUGGACUUCCCGGAUGAUUCCAUCGCAGUUUCUCAAACUACAUGGGAGCCUCAGAGUCAGGCCUAUCAGAGCGAGGUCUAUCAGAGUCAGGUUUCUGAACCUCCCAGCACGGAGAAGAGAAACUCCAGCUCUGUAGACCAGAAGGUUGACUCCAUCAAAGUUUCCCAGAGCACCUGGGAGCCCCCGAGUGUGGUCUAUCAGGGUCAGAUUUCUCUGUCUCCCAGCUCGGAGAGCAGAAACUUUGACACAACUGACCUGAUAGAUGACUCCACCCCAACCUCUGAGCUGAAGGAAACAGUGCAAGAUUACAUGGACGCCCAGAUCACCAGCCAGUCCUUCAACGCCAUGUACAGCGCUGCCCCGCCCACGUCCAGCAGGCUCCCAGUGACCAGUGAGGCCAACCGCUUCAGCUCCUACAGUGGGAGUUCCUUCAGCACCAGCUUUGACCCCGACAACGUUCUGGUUGACCGCUCGCCUGUCUAUUCAGGCAAGCUGAAGUGGAAGAGCUUCCUGAUCAGCUUUAUGGUGGAUGCCCGUGGUGGGGCCAUGAGAGGAUGCCGCCACCCUGGUGUUCGCAUCAUCAUCCCACCCAGGAAGUGCUGCAUGCCUACCAGGAUCACCUGCCGACUGGUCAAGAAGGAGAAGCUGACCAAACAACCCCCCAUGCUGGAAGGUGAAGGUCUGGCUGCCAGAAUCCUGGAGAUGGGACCUGCUGGAACCAAAUUUCUGGGGCCUGUGCUCCUGGAAGUACCACACUUUGCCUCCCUGCGUGGCAAAGAGCGUGAGGUGGUGAUCCUGCGCAGUGACAAUGGAGAGACCUGGUACGAGCACCCAAUGCAGGCCACUGAGGAUGCUGUGGCUGAAGCUCUGGGUAGCAGCGCAGAAGGUGGGCUGCAUGGCAGUCAGUCAUCUGUGGCCAGUGUUUGGAAGCUUGACAGUGAAGAAGAAAUGGCCAACAAACGCAUCAAGAGGAUCCUGACCUCCGACCUGCCCAUGUAUUUUGCCCUGGUGUCCAGAGUGACCCGGGUCAAGCAGGAGAGCACAGUGAUUGGUACAGAGGGGGGCGUGCUCAGCUCUAAUGUUGUACCCCAGGUGCAGGCCGUCUUCCCUGAGGGGACACUCAGGAGACCCAUACCUGUUGGCUUACAGGCCCAGCCAAUAGCACCUGAGCUGGUUGCCAAGCUGUUAGGCAACCGUGUGGCAGUGAGCCCCAUAGUGACCAUUGAGCCACGCAGACGUCAGUUCCACAAGCCCAUCACCCUGACCAUCCCAGUCCCAAGGGCAGCCCAGAAGGGGAUGAUCAACCAGUAUGGAGGAGAACGUCCAACCCUGCGUCUGCUCUUCAGCCUUGCAGGCAACAAUUCACAUGGGCGAGCCGACCCCAACCCUGCUGUGUGGGAGGAUGUCACUGACAGCAAACCUAUGACACUUGUGGAUGACUGCGUUUCAUUUACCACCAAGGUUUCUGCUAGGUUCUGGUUGAUUGACUGCCAGAAUGUUGCAGAGGCCGCCCAGAUGGCCUCAGUCCUGUAUCAGGAAGCUGUGACUGUUCCUUACAUGGCCAAGUUUGUGGUGUUCGCCAAGCGUGACUCCCCAGAGGAAGGCAAGCUGAGGAUCUUCUGUAUGACUGAUGACAAAGAUGAGAAAACCUUGGAGAAACAGGAGAAGUUUUAUGAGGUGGCCAGAAGCAGAGACAUUGAGGUACUGGAAGGACGGCCACAGUUUGUGGAGAUGGCAGGAAACCUGAUACCAGUGACCAAAUCAGGUGACCAGCUCCAUGUCAACUUUCGAGCUUUUAGAGAAAACCGGCUGCCAUGUACAGUUAAGAUCAGAGACCAGGACCAAGAACCGAGUGCUCGUGUAGCCUUCAUGAAAGAACCGAAGGUAGCGCGAGGAGAGGCUCCACAAAUUCCAAUCUGCAAUCUCAACAUCAGACUCCCAGACAUGGUGCUGUCUGAUUCAGGAGAAUUAGAUCCUGACAAGUCAGCAGAAAUAAGAAAACGUCAUGACUUUUUGCGUGGCCAAGGAUUAGUUAUCCAGGACUCAGUGAACCGUGCUGAAAUGAAACUUUCGGACAUAGCAGACACGGUGCAGGGAGACUGGGUGAUGCUAGCCCAGCAGCUUCACAUUUCUAUUUCGGACAUCAACCAUUUUAAGAAUGAUUACAAGACAGUAGGAGACCAGGCCUUAGCCAUGCUUCAUUUUUGGGUACAGAAGAAUGGAGAAAAGGCAACAGGGAAUGAGUUAGAGAAUGCACUUCGCAGAAUCAACAGAGAUGAUGUGGUGAGGAAGAAUAUGUACAACGUGGAGAGGGUAGAUGAUGAGGUAGAGGCAGCUGCUGCCAGAGCUAUCAUGGAUCAGUCAGGUUUCGACACCUUCAAGGAGGAAGUGGGCAUCAAAGACUCCUUGAAGCGUGGAAUGUCACUGGAUGUCCAGUAUGAUGAGCAGGAUAUGAUGAAGAAUCUUGAUGAGAUUAAGGAAUCUGAAUCAGCAGAAGAGAGUCCCACUGGUGACAAAGUGCACCCACCUGACGUAGGCAAGAAACACACCCCCGCCCCCACAAUAGCAGUGACCUCACCGCGGCCAGACUCUGUGUAUGACGAGCCCAUUGAGGCAUCAGUAGAUGAGCGUAGACCCCCCGUGGAGCAAGUGAGACCUGCUGUAGCCCAUGAAGAGGACCCUGAGGGCAGGAGAGAGGCCUACCUAGAGCUGGCCCUACAGAUGAACCAGUACGCAGAGAUGCAGGAGGCUCAGUUCUCUCGCCAAGAUUCUGAACAGUCAGCUGAGUCUAUAAGAGAGGAGGAGAUAGUGAGAUCCACCAAAACUAGCCCCACUGAUGCCUUUCCCUCUCUGAGAGCUGGCUUUGAGCAGCAACAUGAAGCCCCAGCACACAAAGCCCACGUAACAUUUUCAGAAGAGCCAAAGGAAAGUUACGAUGGGGAAGAAGAAGUCCUCACCCCUCCCCCAAGUCCUACAGACAAGCUUGACUCAGAGGAGAAAUCGGAGGAGGAUCAACCCCAGGAAGUGACAGAGAUCGUGGAAACCUACAGAGUUUCUGAAGAUGGUCAGACAUGGAAAACCAUUAAAAAAACCACCAUAAUAACUGCCCAUGGCACAACAGAAAAAGUCGAAGUCCUGAAAGAAGAACCCGUGCUUGCAGCGGAGAACAGUAUUGCGGAGGCAGCAACAAGACUAGCACACGAGGCAGCUGAUGAAAACGAUUCCGAAAGCAAAGGUUAUGUGUACGCCAGAGCAGAGCAGGAGGUCAUGUACUCCAGGGCAGAGCAGGAGGUCAUGUACUCCAGGGCAGAGCAGGAGGUCAUGUACUCCAGGGCGGAGUUCACGGAGCAGACGUCCACUCUACACCAGGACACCAGGCUGGUCGUCUCGCAGACAUCCAGCGACAUGGUGAGUCCUGUGUCUGAAGAUGGGAUGUACUACCACGAGGAGCCAUCGCCAGUCCCAGAGCCAACACUGCCGGAAGAUUUCAGAGCUGAUGAGAUGGCGUAUGAGAAGAUGGAUGAUGACGACCAAGAGCUGUCUUAUGAGAAAGUCAGUUUUGAGGAGUACAGGGGGGAUAGUUUUGAGGACAAACCUACGGUGGACAUAUCUUCUGAAGGGGACGUGUAUGCCACUCCGGAACAAUCUUUUGAUAACAGCGGCAAGAGAUCUGGUAGAGUCAGUGACUCUCAGAGGGAAGAGGAGUUGAGAUAUGAGGAAGAAAUCAACAUCAAGGACACAUCAAAUUAUAGUGAAGAGGUUGAACAACAGGAGUAUCUUGGUGAGCAACAGCAGGAGUAUGUUGAUGAGCAACAGCAGGAAUAUUUUGAUGAACAACAGCAGGAAUAUCUUGAUGAACAAAAAGAAGACUUUGAUGAACAACAAAUCCAGUAUGGAGUUGAAAGCACUGGUCUGGAUGAAUUAGAUUCUGCUGUAGAUUCUGCAGCUGGCCUUAGCGGCACAUUAGAUGUGAAGGCCACUGGUAAGCUUGAAGCCCCGACUUAUGACUCAGCAUUCUUUUCAGGCAGUGGGCCUGAGAUUGGCUCCUCUGUCCUAGUUGAGCGACCAGGCACGCUCAGUACCGAGCUUAACGCCUCGCUGGGAGAUGAAGAGUUUGUGGACAGGUUCGAGGAAGAGCUGGAACAGCCACAGAGGCAGACCCUGUCUCGCCAGCAGACACCAGAGCAAGCCUUCAGCUUCCAAGUUCCCAUCCUGCCCAGUGGGUUCAGCAGUGCCGCUGAGAGAAGCCUUGAAGCCAGCGCCGGAGCUGUUGGUUCUAAUCUUGAAGAUAAACCUCAGCAUAAACAUAGAUUUGGUGAGGAUGGACAGAAGGAAGAAGAGGAGGAGGAAGUGAGGGAACAGCUAGCUUCAGCUCAGAGAGUUGCUCAACAAGCUGCUCACAUCUUUACAGCAGAUGUUGUUGAAGAAAGUUCUGAGCAUGCAGCUGUUGUGGAGGAAACUCUGGCCCUGGAACAAGUUGAUGUGCAGCAAGCUGAAGUUGUUGGGGCAGAGGAGUUCUCAAGGGUCUCCCCUGUGUUGGAUGUCAGGACAAUGGUGGCCCCUGUUGCGGAGGGUCACCUGGAGGUUCAUGAUGAAGUGGCUGUGGAUGUGGCUGAAGUGGUGACCAAGGUGGACGAGUACAUGCAGGAGGUGCUUGAGAGGGAGGAGAGGGUUGAAGAGCUGGAGCCUGUUGAUGAUGUGACUGCUGUGGAGAAGAUCCUGCCACUGGAAGUGGCUCACACAGAGGAGAUUGAGGUCAUGGAGACUGAAGAUAUCAGGCCUGUGGAACAAAUCCCAAGAGAACCUUCUGAACAAAUCCCAACAAAACCUUCUGAACAAAUCCCAACAAAACCUUCUGAACAAAUCCCAACAAAACCUUCUGAACAAAUCCCAACAAAACCUUCUGAACAAAUCCCAACAAAACCUUCUGAACAAAUCCCAACAAAACCUUCAUCACUAGAGUACCCUGAUGAUGCUCAGGCUGCCUAUGAAGAUGAUGAAAAAACUCCAACUGUUGAAAAAAUGGAGGCAGAAUCUCCAAUAACAGACAUCAAAUAUGCUACCUUGGUUGACCCUUUAACUAAAGAACUGGUCAGGGACCGUAUUGAAACUAUUGAAAGAGUUGUUGCUAAAAUGGAGCAGAAAUAUGAACUAACAUCUGAAAGCCAUGUUCACUCCAGCAGAGAAGAAUACUCUGAACAAAAGAUGGAAAUCUCACAUGAACAAGACAUGUUGAGAGAGGAGUUCCGGAGUGAGAUCACAGAAGACGCCAGUGAAACGACUCAAGACUUCUCAGAAAUCAAAAGUGAGAUGGUUGAGUCUCUGGAGAGUCAGCAUGACUUUGAGCUGUACCCAGACAACACACUUAAACCAGAGCUGGACGUCCACACCACACUGGGAGAAACUCUGUCAGAAUGUACUGAAGGUCUGUUGCAGGACAGUGAAAAAACUCCAGCUUUGAAGGAGUCUGAAGAUGACAAAUGGGAUGAGAAGUCUGAUUCUGAAGAGUAUUUAGACUCUGUGGAAACUCCUGAUGUGGAAGAAAGCAAAGAAGAUGAUUUUGUUGCAGCGCAAGAGUACCAGGAGCAGGUAGAAGAGCAUUACGCUUUUUCAGAAGAAAAAUUUACUGCCCAGCAUACCUUUACAGAAAUAGUUGAAUCUGCUCACAUUAUUAGCACAGAAAUUGAAGGAGAGAGUUAUGAUGAAUCUUUUGUACUCAGUGCAGAAGAUGUAGACAACAAAGAAAAUAUUGAGCCUGAACUUGUGGUUGAUUUAGACGAAAGGAGGGAGGAUGACUUUAUGAGCGAAGAGGAUGCAGAUGUUUCAGAGAAAAAGAUAGAUGAAGAGGUAGUGAGUGUGGCAGCAACAGCAGGCAGUGAUGUGAGCGAGGUGGAGGAAAGAGAGAAGUAUGAAGCAACCCAGUACACGGAACAUGAAACACAUUUCUUACAGCAGACGUCACAGUUCACUGUUGAGGAAACUAUGACCUCUGUUCAGAUCACCAAAACACAGCAUGAGGCAACAGAUCUACCUGAAGAGGACUAUGAAGUAGAAGGCAGCAGUGUGUCUGAAGAAGUUGUCAUGAAGCAAGAAGUGCUUGGUGCGACGGCUGCUAUUGUCAGUCUGCCUGAUGAAGAGGAGCAAGAAAUUCAAGAAGAUGAGACCAUUAGUGCUACCAAGUCUCAUGGACUCCAUGCUAAAGUACACACAACUCAAACUUUGGGUGAGGACCAUCAGGCUGAGCAGGAUCUUGUUGAGGAAGCUGAGCAGGAUUUUGUACAUGAUCUUGAGGAAGUUGAACAUUAUGUUAAGGAUGCUCAGCAUGAAAUCAAGGAAGCUGCACAUGAUGUUGAAGAGGCUGAACAUGAGAAAGCUGAACAUGAACUUGAGGAAGCUGAAGAUGAACUUGAGGAGGCUGAACAUGAGAAAUCGGAACAUGAACUUGAGGAAGCUGAACAUGAUCUUGAGAAAGCUCAAUAUGAACUUGAGGAAACUGAACAUGAACUUGAGGAAGCUGAAGAUAAACAUGAGGAAGCUGAACUUGAGGAAGCUGAACGUGAUCAUGAGAAGACUGAACAUGAGGAAGCUGAACAUGAGGAAGAUCUACAUAGUCUUGAAGAAGCCCAACAUGAUGUUGAUGACAUAGACUCUGUGGGUAUGUUAUUGAAAAAAACAAAAGAUGAAGUACACAUCUCCACUCUACCAGACGAAGAGGAAGAUGAGGAAAUAAAAGAAAUAGUAAAAGAUGAAGUGAAGUAUGAAGACCUGGUUGAUGGGUCAGACACCCAGCUGGGGGCCAUGAGAGAAGAGGACCCAGAUGCUGUGGAAGAGGAGUUGACUGAGUUUGAAGAAACUGAAAGAGCUAUACAGAAAGAAAUGGAAAAAGCUCAACAACAGCAUUAUUCAAACAACCCUGAAAUAACAUACACAGAGGCAGAGGAUAUUCCCUGUGAUCAUAGUGAUGAAGAGGCACCUAAGGAACCAGCAGAAACUGACAAGAAUUUGGAAGAAUCAACAGACAAGGAGUGGGAGCUGCUGGACAGGGAUGAGAUGACAUUAGAUGAGAUCACUGAGACCGCGCUGCUGCUGUCUCAUGAGCAGGGCACAGUCAGGCAGGUGCUGGAGGAGCCUCAAGAGGGACAGGUGGAUAAGGUCAUCAGUGGAGGGACUUUUGAAGAGGAAGCUGAAUAUGUACAGCCAGAAGUAGAAGAGGAACAAAGGGAAUAUGAAGAGAAAGAUACUGAAGUGGGAGAAAGGGAAUAUGAAGAGAAAGAUAUUGAAGUAGGAGAAAGGGAAUAUGAAGAGAAAGAUAUUGAAGUAGGAGAAAGGGAAUAUGAAGAGAAAGAUACUGAAUUGGAAGAGAGAGAAUACGAAGAGAAAGAUACUGAAGUGGAAGAGAGAGAAUACGAAGAGAAAGAUACUGAAGUGGAAGAAAGAGAAUACGAAGAGAAAGAUACUGAAUUGGAAGAGAGAGAGUAUGAAGAGAAAGAUACUGAAGUGGAAGAGAGAGAAUACGAUGAGAAACUUGUAGAAGAUGAACAAAGGCAAGCCGAAGAGAAAGAGAUUGAAGAGCAAGACAAGGAAUAUGAAGAGGAAUAUAGAAAAGAGAAAGAUCUUGAGCAUGUCGAAAGGGAAUAUGAAGAGGAAGACAUUGUUGAAAAAGAGCAAAGAGAAUACGAAGAGGAAGAUAUUGUUGAAAAAGAGCAAAGAGAAUGCGAAGAGGAAGAUAUUGUUGAAAAAGAGCAAAGAGAAUAUGAAGAGGAUAUUGUUGAAAAAGAGCAAAGUGAAUAUGAAGAAAAAGAAAUAGAACAUCAGAGGGUUAUUGAGAAAAAAGAAUAUGAAGAAACACAAGUUAAACAUGAAGAAAAGUCAUCUGUUUUCUCUGAGGUGAAAUAUGAGGAAGAGUAUGUUGAAGAGAAGUAUGAUGAAGUGAAAGAGGACUACCAACAAAAGGAAGAAUCAGAGGUGUCUGCCAGCGGGUACCAAAUGUUUGAUAUGGAGGUAGUGCGUGUGGCAGAUGAAGAUGCUGGGUUCAUGACUGGUAAAGUUGAUGAUGGUAUCGUUGAGCAGGCAAAGGAUGAAAUGGAGGGAACUGCUGUGGAGGUGGAAGUCAGGCGUUUCUCUGAGUCUGAGCAAUUGGAAUACACCAGUUUACAGACAGAGACACACAUUGAAACUGUAUGCAUUGUUGAAACCAAAGUACAAGAUGUGACUUCAGAUGAUUUGUUUGAUAAACCUCAGGACACAGAUGUGAAAACCCCUUCAGAGAAGAAUUUAGAUAUACAUUUCACCACUGGGGAGGAAUCUGAAUCUAUUUCAGAAAAAGCCAUAGGAUCUUCCCCUGAAGAAGAUUUAGACAAUGAUGUGGAGAAAGACCUGAAUGAGCUAGACCAGGAACUGGGUGAGCAGGACCAGCUUACUGCUGCUCUGAUGUCACAAUCCUACAGGUCAGUGGAGGAGGAUGAGGGGGAGGGGGAGGAAGCUGAGGAUGUGGAGUCAGACCUGAAAGAUGAGACACUCAAGGUGAUUGUCACUGAAGCCUCACUGGAACAGAUCACUGAAAGAUCAGAAAGUGACCUGACAAAGAGCCAGGAAAUGACAGAUUCAAUGACAGAAGACAAGCAAGAUGAGCUUGACCAUUUCAAGGAGAGAGAAGAAGGAGACCUGAUGAUGCUUGAUGUCCAGGAAAUGGACAGCAAAGAGACCCCAUCAACAGAGGAAGGGGAGUACUCCAUGACAACCACCCCUUCUCUAAAGGAGGUAAGAGAGGAAGACUAUGAGGAAAAAUCUGCUGAACAGGAAGAAGAGUUUGAAGAUUUGGAGAAAGCUUUUGAAAAGUAUGAGAAUGAACCGGAAGUUGUAAUUCCCAUAGAUGCAAAGGUUGGGGAAGAAAAUGUUGAGGUAUAUGUGGAAGAUUUGGAGAAAGCUUUUGAAAAAUAUGAGAAUGAGCUGGAAGUUGUGAUUCCCAUAGAUGCAAAGGUUGGGGAAGAAAAUGUUGAGGUAUAUGUGGAAGAUAUAGACAAAGCUUUUAAAGUCUAUCAGGAAACCACAGUAUUAUCUCCUGAACAGGAGGAAGAAAAGAAAAGAGAAGAUGAUAAAGUUGAUGGUGCUGAUCUUGUGGAUGCUGUAGUUGAUGGUGCUGAUCUUGUGGCUGCUGUAGAUGAUGGUGCUGAUGUUGUGGAUGCUGUAGAUGAUGAGGUUGUUGAGUCUGGUGUUGAGAGGGACCAGGAAUCAGCUGAGUACAGCUCAGGUGCUCUCCAACAAGUGGAGGAAUAUGAAGUUGAGCUGAGUAAAGCUAUAGUACAGGAGGCUUUACAUACAAGUGUGGAGACAUCCAGGAGGUCUGGAGAUGAGGCAGAAGACAGCAUUACACAUGAGACCACUCACAAAGAUGAACUGGAAUCUGCAGGAGAACACCUAGUACACGCUGCCACAUCAGGCUUUAUGGAAGAACUGCAAGAACUAGAGGACCAACAAGGUCAAGGUGAGGUCAUGUCUGAAGAUGACAUGGGUGAUGAUCAAUAUGAAGACGAACAUGAUGAGAACAUGUUUGAAGAGAAACCAAGAGAAGAUUCCACGGCUCAGAUGGAGGAGAGUGUUGAAUCAACUUCUGAUGUCAUGGAAACAUCUAUAGACAGAGUUGAAACUAUCAUAGAGAAUGAAGUUACCACAGUUGAAGCUUCAAAGAGAGUUGAUUUGACAGAGAGCAUGACUGAGCAAGACACGGAAGAGGCUCAUGAAUUGAUGGUAUCAGUUGAUAGAGUAGAAGCAUUUACUGUGGAGGAAAGAAGUGAGCACCCUUUUGAAUCCAGAGACAAAGAGUUGAACACAAAGAAAGAUGAACAGCUUGAAUCCAAGGAAGACUUUGAAUUGGACAAAGAUGAACAUAUUGAAUCCAAGGAAGACUUUGAAUUGGACAAAGAUGUGCAGAUAGAAAAAAGAAGCGAGGUGGUUGUUGAAGAGAGAUGCCACAUCACCUCCAGCAGGGCCGUGGUUGUGGAGUUUACCAAAGAAGUGGUUGAAACUGAGGAGGAAGGUGCUGAGCUUCAGGAAACAUUCACAGAGAGGACAGAGAGGUUCAUUGAGAUUCUCCCAGAGGCCAUAGACUCUGGUGACAAAGACAAAGAAAAACGUGUGGUGUUUAAAACAUCACAGUUUGAAGAGGACGAGGGUGUAGAACCUCGUGUAGAGAAUGACUUCUCACCCAGCCAGCAGCAUGCUAGAGGGGAGGAUGGUCAGGGUCCAGUUGAUGAUACCCAACGUCCAGCUGAUGAUACCCAACGUCCAGCUGAUGAUGGUCCAGGUGAUGACCUGCAGAUGGGCUUAAAGAUUCCAAGAUCUCCAUUUUAUGCAACUUCUUCCACAGAAGUUCAAGAUAGGUCAGGCUCACCCAGUGAUUUAGAGGAAGAAAUAACUGAAAUGGAGAAUAAGUUAACCCAGAUGAAACAGAUGGCUGGCUUUGAUGAAGAAAGUGCUGAGGAAGAGUACCUGAGCCCUGAGGCAGCCUCCCCUCAACAAGGUAAAUCAGCUCAAGGGAGUCAGGAGAAGCAAACAUUUAUGGCCUCUAGUAUCUCCGGCUCAGAAUUCACAUCCCAGAGUGACACCGAGUAUGCCCAUAGUGAGACCACAGGCACUGGCUCAUACUACACAGCCCAGAGUGAGAUCAUGAGCAGCUCAGGGUGCUCAGCUCCCAGUGAUGUCAUGAGCAGCUCCGGCUUCACCGCCCCGAGUGAAACCAUGACCGGCUCGGAGUACACAAUGACAGGAUCGGAGUACGAAGAAGAGGAGGAGGAGGAAUAUGAAUCAGAGGGAAGGGUCUCGGCUGACAUUUCCCAGCAAAUUUUCAUAGAGCAUAAAGUAUCUGGUAGACAUCCAGCAGAUGAUUCCUCCAGUGAUGAGGAGCAGGAUGGGGGCAGGAGUGUGCUGGACAGGCCCCCAUCCCCCUCAGAGUUCACUCUGAUUGCCUCACAAGACCAGUCCAAGCUAAACAUCUCUUUAGGACUGAGCUCAGGAACCAAAGGGCUGGCCACUACCUCAGUGAUGGAGACCUCUGACCAUCUGGAGCAGGACACACUGCAUGUCCUGAGAGACACGGACAUUGAGAAGGACAGCCUUCAGGGAGAUGAGGAUGGGGAUGGUGACUACGAUGAAGAGGAGGGUGAUGAGGAAGAGGAGGAUGCAGAAAGGAAUAUCAUAGUGUCUGGGGUAGAUGACAGGCCGCCAUCACCUUCAGAGUUUACUCUAAUAGCAUCCCAGGACCAAGAAAGUUUAAACAGAAUUCUGGGCCUGAGUGACUUGCAGUCUCCAGAACCUGAAGAAGGCUCCCCCAUGCAGUGGGAACAAGACCUGGAGAAGGCCAUCAGUGAUGCUGAUGCCCAGUCCACAGCCUCCAGUGAUGCUGCUCUAAUGAUCGGACUGGACAGAGUGUCCGCUGCUGGCACAGACAACAACACAAUGUCUGGCAUCAGCUCUGAGAGUGGUCAGCAGCAGGACGGCAGCUCUGACCAGCUGUAUGCUGAAACUCCAGAUGAUGAUGAAGAUGACCGACACAACCUGUACCACGCCUACAUGAAGGAGGUGGACGAUGAUAAACUGGAUGAGUCAGGGCUGGAGGAUUACAAUCAGACCCACGAAGAGGACACGUUUGACACCGUCAUAGACUCCCAGAGGACACUGCAGGAGAAAGAUGAAUCUAAAGACACUUUGUUCUCUGAGGCUGAGUACAGCUCUCCUCAAGCUCAUUUCGAUGAGAUUUUAAAAGUUGAGGAGUUACACGAGAGAUCAACUCAGGGAUUUGAGGAGAGCUCAAAAAUGUUGAUGCGUGAGGUGAGUGCUAGUCAGGAACACGAGUAUCAAAGUGAGCGCAUGGAGUCUCACAUGCAUAAGCAAUCAGCUUUCAGUGAGAAGCACCUCAUGCAGGAAACUACAGAUGCACAAAAAACAUUGAUUGAGUCCUCUACUGAAUCGUUCCAGGACAGCUCCUACACUGAAAGAGCCUCCCACUUCCAGAACUUUGAAGAGAAUUUUAAAAUGAGUUCUGAGGAGCACCAAGAGUCCUCCUACACGGAGGAAAAGUUUCACCUGACCUCCUCACAGGAGAGGUAUGAUUUCUCCUCUGAAAACAAAGCAGAGAGCUACAAAUACUCUGAAAACUCUGAGCUAGAAGUUAGCUGGUCCGCCACUCAUGAAGAAUCGGAUCAGCCUCGCGACACCCUCGCCACCCACCCCAUGGAAGAUGAUGAUGAAGAGGAAUGUCGCAAUGUGGCCGCGGCCAUGGCCAUCCUUAACGUGGACAAGAUGAGCUCGUCUAGCUCUGAGGUGGCCCAGCUGGAUGACUUUGAUGAUCAAGAUGUUGAGAUCCGUGAAGUGAGCGAAGAAACGUCUGAGGAAACUGAUGUGGAGGACCAGUUCUCACCUGUCCCACCACACACAGAUAAGCCAAGUUUUUCUUUUGAGCAGGAGCGCUCUGUCCCUGACAUUACAACAGCUGAAGCCACUGGCCCUGGGUUUCUAGAGGAGAAGACACCCUCACUUGAACACGAUGAGGGGGAGAUGGAGGAGAUUGAUGACACGGAGUUGGAGCCUGAGCUGUGUGGACUGGAGCCAACAGAUGAGCAAGAGGAAGAUGGCAUCACACAGGAGGAGAAGGAUGAGGAGUACAGCUUUCAGGAGGCUCACAAGGACAGUGAAGCUUACGAGCUGGGAGAAGUCACUGACACCAUGGAGUCUCGCGACAGUGAUGCUGAGGAGAGGAGGAGAAGGGAACUACUUCGACAAGAGACUAGAGAUAUUUCACCGGAGGAUCUUGAGGAGAAACCUCUCACAUUUGACUUCCCGGAUGAUUACAGACAAGAUAUUUCUGAUUACAAACAGGAGUUAGCUUUUCAGAUGCAUUAUGCAGAUUCAUAUGCUGUGUCAGCGUUAGAUUCUGGAGAUGAAGAUGUCACAGGUGUUGAUAACAGGGGGUUUGAAUAUGAACCAACAGAUGAUAUUGGCCCUUCUGGGAUGAGAGAGAAACAAAGUUUGAUGGACUUGUCACCUCAGGAUGAUGCUGCAGAUGAGCCUGGUGAAGCUACUGGAGGAGAACUGCCUGCUGCCUCUGAGGAUGAAGCUGAUGAAACAUCGUCCAAAAGCUCCUCAGAUAGUGGAGGUGUGGAGGUGUUUGAUGAGCAAACUGGUACUUACACCAAACUCCCGUGGGAAAUAGCUCACCAGUAUAAGAGACAAUUUUCUGAGUCAUUUGUUGAAGAGCAGAAGUCCACGGUCAAGGCUCAGAAGUCUAUAGACAUGGGGACUUUUUACAGGCGGGAUAAAACUAAAGAUGAGGAGUUUCUAGAGAAGAGUUUCUAUGAUGAGACAGAGCCUACAGAAACUGUAUCAGUGUCUAAAAGAAAAGUGACCUUUGAACUGGAACAUAAAGAGUCUGAAAUGGCAUCUUCUCAGGAAGAAGAAAGAGAGCAGUAUAGUGAAGAAGUCUUGUGUGAGCCAUAUGAGCACAUAGAUGUUGCACAUGAGGCUGAUGUCAUUAGCACCAUUAUGGAGAGCAGGCAGAAAGUCAAGCAUGAAAUAGCCAAGCAGGUAUAUGAUCCAGAGUUUCCUGAGACUCCUAAGCAGGACAGUGAGUUUGAUAUGAUCUCAAGACCCUAUCAUGACCAGCCUGUUUUUGAUGAAAGUGAGGAAGAUGCAAUCUUCACAUAUGGCAGGGCUCACUUUAGUGAGCAGAGGUCAGAAAAAAUGAGUGUAGUUAGCAAGGAAUCCAGGAUGGCCCAACAAGAGCUCCUGCUUCAAGAAUCUUUUGAUGAGGAAGAUCGCUCACUGUCCCCAUCCAGAGAGAAAGGUACGAAAAAGUUGAGCACCACAUAUGAAGAGGCUAGAAGCUCCAUCCCACCAGCACACCCUACACAUUUCCCCAUGGCUGUACACAGUCUUGGCAAAUCUCUUGCAGACAACGAGAUCUAUGAAUCUUCAGAAACAGAACGGGACUCAACAGAAGAGAAGUUGUCCCCAAUAGAGGAGACACCAGGGAUUGAUGAAAUAGAAGAAGAUGACACCACUCUCAAGGCAACACCUCCCCUUGAAAAACGAGUCACUUUUCAAACUGACCGUCUAACCACACGAGCUUCUGAACAGUCUGUUGAUGACUUCAAAGCUUCCUCUUCAUCUUCGGAAUUAUCUGUAGAACCAACACUUCUGGCAGCGUCUUAUGAUUUAGAAAGUGGGAGUGUAUGUCACAUUGUUACAGCCUAUGAUAUUUCACCUGACACAGUUGAGAAGCAGGGUCCCAUUGAGAUAGCAGGCAAGUCUAUUCUCUCCAGUCCUGAGGAUGAUGUGUUUGAGACAGAUACAACCACUAGAAGUUUAGACUCAAUGCAUCAGGAUGGCCAUGCCAUACUGCGUGGUCAUUUGUUAUCAGGUGCAGAUGUGUGUCCGUCUCCACCAUUACCCAUAGCUCCUGUCUCCACCCCCAGAGGUGGAAGCAGUAGAGUUGACCUAAGCAGCAGCCUCAUGAGUGCAAGCUCAAAGCUGGAGAUGCUGAGACACUCAGAGAGGUUGGAUUCAAAAGAUGGUGAGGAUACAACACUACAAGAGGAUGACAUGAGUUCACCUCAUGAUGAUGAAGCUGUACUCAGUGAAAUCAAGUCAGAGGAGGCUUCACCUGAGGCUGAAGGUAAUGUUGAUAUAAGGCUUAUGGGAAUGGCUUCUUCAGACCAAGAAAAUGGCCAUGUUGAGGAAUUAGUUCAGGGUAUGGAAGAUCAUGGUGACAGUUCACAUGUCAUAACAGAGCAAGUAAGUGCAUCACAUGUUUUAAAUGGACCAACUGAAGUUGAUUACAUUGCAGAGUAUGAUGGAGGAGAUGAGGAAACAUUUGAUUUUCAUGCUCAGUCUGGUGAGCCAGCUCAGGAAGUCAGGUCUCCAGUUUCACCUGACGCUCAGCAAGAUUUUUUUGAGGCUCACAUGUCAGGGUCAUACGAAGCCAAGCCUGACAUUCAACAACCAGAAGAGGAGCCAGAAGAAAUUCAUGGAGAGGAAGUAAUCCAACCCACUGUGAUGACCACCAGUCAAACCAAACCUGAGGAACCACUGAAGGAUGUCGAUUACCCUGAUCAUGAGGAACCACUGGAGGAUGUUGAUUACCCUGACCAUGAGGAGAUGGUGUACCCAUCUACUGCUAGAUAUGCUGAAGCCAAACCUGACAUCCAGCAGCCAGAAGAAGAUUCCCUCCCUGAGGUAGAAGAACCUGUCCUCCCCACGAUCAUGACAACCUCACAGGCCAAGCCAGACAUUCAACAGCCAGAAGAUAAGGAUGACCACCCUGAUGGUGAGGAAACCAUUGUGCCCACAGUCAUGACAACAAGUCAGGCCAAGCCAGAUAUCCAGCAGCCAUCAGAGGAUCAGGGCAAUGGCUGUCCUGUAGAUGAAGAACCUAUUCAGACAACGAUUUCAACCACAAGUCAGAUCAAACCUCAGGAAUAUUUUGAUACUGAAGAGGUGACCUCACCUGAGAUGUAUGAUGAUGAGAAAAUGCACGAGUCUCUGCAAACUCCAAGUCCAACAUACCAGCCAGAUCUCCAAGAGAUUCAGAAAGGUGAGGAGAAAUCAGGAGAUGAAGAAAUAGUUUACUUGGCUGAGCCUGAAGAAUCUAUCAGCCCUUACUCCAUUGAGCCAGAUGAUAGGGAUGAUUUUGAAGAAACAACAUUUGAGUUUGGUAAGGAAGAAAUAUACCAUGGCAAAAGAGCUUUAGAGGUAAAUAUUGAAACAAUGUCAUUUGGUGCCUCUGAAGAAAGAGAUGAAUCAUAUCCAGAGGGCUAUGCCAUUGGUGGGGCACAACCACUUGUACAUGAGGGGCCGGAAGUUGAAGAAGAGUUAGAGAUUGAGGAGGAGGAGGAGUUUGAAGAGCGCCCAGAGGAAGAACUUAUAAGAUUAGAAGAGCCCCCGUUGGAAACAGAUGAUGACGUUGACCAGACAGUUGGCCGCUCUAGUGAUGAUCUAAAAGAAGAAGCUGCCCAGUCAUCUGGUCACUUCUCCACUGAUCUCCUCUCCAUUGGAUCCCAUUCAGAUCUGGACAGGCCUCUCUCACCCACCCCUGAUGCUCUCAGGCAAGGAUUCUUUGGGGGAAACUUCACCCCUCCUCAGAGCGGCACCUACACGCCAUCCCACUCAGAUAUGUUCACACCCCCAAUCUCUGGGACAUUCACCCCACCACAGACAAGCCAGGAAAUAUCUGCUGAGGAUUCUGGUGUCAUUGAAAAGGCUGCCACAAGCUUUGUAGACUCCAUUCUUGAAGAUGUCAAGGUCUCAGUUUCUUCUCAAGAAACUUCACCAGAAGAAAAUAAAGAUCAUCUAGAAGAAAUGUCUAAACAUGCAGAUGAUGACACCCAGUUUGAAAUUACCUUUGAAGAUGAAGAUUAUCCACCACAGUCUGAUGCCUUCUCAGAGUCUGCCCAGAAGCGAGGGGUGACUCUAGUGAAACAGAUAUCUGAAGACAUCCCAGGCAUCAUUCUAACGCAACAUCUGCACCAAGAGAUGAAUGAAGAUGAAUAUUAUGGGUACUCCCCACAGCCUGAGAGCAUUUCUGAAGAUGAUGAGAAUCAGUAUGUGGAGCGAGAAAGAGAAGAAACUGAAAAAGUUGCAACAGAUGAACAGUUUGUUGACCAAAGCUAUGAGACAUCAACAGAUGAGCUGAUUCAUCAUGGUGCCCAAUUUGUGGUUGAAGGUGAUCCUUUGGUCAUCAAACAAAGUGGUGAGCUCAUACAGUUUGUUGACCAACAGUGGGAAGAGAAGCAAGACGAGGAAGAAGAUGAACAAUUAGAAGAAGAGGAAAGUGAACAUGAAGAAUUAGAGGAAGAGGAAGUUGAUAAACAUCAACAGUUAGAAGAAGAGGAGGGGGAUGAACAUGAUCAGUUAGAAGAAGAGGAGGGGGAUGAACAUGAACUGUUAGAAGAAGAGGAAGUUGAUGAACGUGAUCAGUUAGAAGAAGAGGAGGGGGAUGAACAUGAUCAGUUAGAAGAAGAGGAAGUUGAUGAACAUGAACAGUUAGAGGAAGAGGAAGUUGAUGAACAUGAACAUUUAGAAGAAGAGGAGGGUAGUGAACAUGAACAAUUGGAAGAGGAAGGUGAUGAAGAACAAGAAGGCUAUAAACAUGAACAAUUAGAAGAACAAGGAAGUGAACAAGGAAGUGAACAAGGAAGUGAACAAGGAAGUGAACAAGGAAGUGAACAAGGAAGUGAACAAGAAGAUCAGACGGAUAACCAUGACCAGCAGGUAGAUGAACAGGAAGAAUAUUCACAUGAACAAAGUGAUGAGGACAAAUCUGAACAAGAUCACUUUUCAGACAAUGAAAAAGUGGAUGAUGAGGAAGAUUAUGAGCUCUCAUCAAAGAAGGAAGAUAGUUAUGGUGAAGAUGGUGCUCAAAUGCUAACUGAUAAAGAAGAUUUUAUAACAGAAAGUGAUCAAAAACAAGAAAACUAUGAAUCCUCCAUUUACUCUGUUGAAAUUGAAGAACAUAUUUCAGUCAAAGGUCUUAAGGAAACCUCCAAAACAGAAAUGGAUCAUCAGCAAAGUUUUUCUAGUGAGUCAGCAUCUAGUUUGGUGUUCACAGAGACCGUGCACACAAGUCAUGUGGAUGACCAUCAGUUCUAUGUGGAUGUGGAGUCUGGAUCCACCCAGCUGGAGGAACUGUUUGAAGGAUUUGAUCCCUACAUGAGCCAGGAGGAUCACGGCGACAAUUCCAGUGUGGACAGCUUUGCCACUGUGGUUGCUGCUGAGGCAGAUAACUAUGAAGAGGAAGAACCUGAUGAAAACCGACUUGCCGAAAUAGCGUCCAUGACAUCAUCUUUUACAUCGGACAUCCAGAUGUCUCAUCAGGAAGACAGACAAAGAGAAGUUGGAGAGGAUCUGGAUGAUACAGAAGACGAUGAUGUAUCUAUGGAGAGAUCUCAGGAAUGGACAGCUGGGAACUCUGAAGAAAAAGACAGAGAAAGUGAUGCAUCUGUUGACAGUGACAGGUUUGAGUUUGUCGACCGUGCUGCACUCUCUAUCAUCACAGAAAUGUCUGAUGAGGAUAAAUUUGAAAUGAUUGAAAGAGAGGACCUGGAGUCUGAGGCAGGUUUAUCAGAUCACUUUGGGAGUUCUCCAGACAACAACAUCCAACAGUCACCUGGAAUUUCAAAUUUCCGUUUCUUUGGCAGAGGAGCAGAGAGAGAUGAAUCAGCUUCCAUUUCCUCAUCUCUUGCAGAGUUUGAGCAAAUGGAAAAGGCAAUACCAUUUUCAAGCUCUUUGAGCUCUAUUGAAAGAGGAGACCUAGAGAAAGACAUUAUUGGCGGCUCAUUUGAUGAGAGGAAAUUUGUUGGCUUUUCCAAGUUGCGUGGAGGGGAAGAGUCCACUUCCAUAGCAUCUUCCCUGGCUGAGUUUGAACACCUCGAGCAGGUCCUUGUGGUCUCCAGCUCGGCCAGCUCUGUAGAGAAACACACGCCUGAAAGUAAAAGCUCAGGAGGAUCUGGUGACAACACAUCCAAUUCUAUCUCGUCCUCACUGGCAGAUUUUGAAAAAAUGGAACAAGAGUGCCAGGGGGAUUCAGAUGAAAAGAAAAGUUCAGUGGAAAAUUCCAGCAGACAGAGUGAAGCUUCCUCCUACACAUCUCUGAAUGAAUUUGAAAGGCUUGAAAGAGAGAUAGCUGUGGCCACUGAACUUGAGGUUGAAGCUCAGAAAAUUGUUUCCAUCCUAGAGUCAGGCGUGCUGAUGGGCUCUGCCCAGUUUGGGAGCUCAGAUUUCAGUGAAGUUGGUGGGGGGGAUGAAAGGGAUGAGAAAGAUUCUUUAGACGAGCUUGACCAUGAUUCUCUCAGUGAAGGUGCCAGGCUGGGAUUAGAUGGAGAUGCUGACUCCCUGGAUGGUGAGAGCUCUGAGAUAACUGAGAUGGCAUCCAGUGUGGUGUUUGCUGGCCCAGACCUGGCCACUACACAGACCAUUCCCAUAGACAUUGACAAUGAUUCUCUUCAAGGGGAAGCUCUGAUGCAGUUGUCUUCAGAUUCUCUAAUGAUGGAGCAAAGAAUGAAGACUUCAGACUCUGCUAAAUUUGAUACAGACUCUCUAAAGUUUGACACAGAUUCCCUGUUUGAACAGGAUGAUAGAAUGGUUCGUUCAGCUGAUUCUCUUGAAUUGGGUGGACAAUCUAGUGGAGGACAAUCUAGUGGAGGACAAUCAAGUGAAAAACAGGAGGAGAAAAUGCCUUCAGGGGAGGACCUCAUGCAGACUUCUGCUGAUUCCCUAGAACUUGACAUCAGCAAAGAAGAGUCCAAAGAGAGUGUUGGGAAGGAUGUCCACCAGGAGGACAGUUUGAUGAUGGUCUCAGUGGAGUCUGCGGCCUGGAGCAUGGCCAGCUCUGGUGGCACCGGUCAUUCCAUGUCCGAGUCUCAUACAGACUCCAGCCAAUCUCAUGACAUCAUGCAAGUCUCCACUGAAUCUGAUAACCUGAAAUCUAGUUCCAGAACAGAAAAAACAAUGACAAGCUCCAAACAUAUUCACUCAACAGAAAGCAUUACCGAGGGAGUUCACCAGUAUCAGAAAAUGGAGCAACAACUGCAGUGGCACCAGGAGGAGACAAGCCUUCUUUACACCAGCAGUGGGGCCCAGCCCAUCCCACACAGCAAACCACUCUCAGAUAGCAAAACAAAGGCUCGACGCAAAUCUCCCACUCAGUAUUAUGAUGAUAAUGAUAGUGACAUUUUUAUGAAGAAAGAGCGUGAUGAUAGUAAAUCUAAGCCCAAAAGAGAAUCCCCUAAGCAUUAUGAGACAGAAGAGCAAGAGAAAGAGGAAAGUCCAUUUUUAUCCUGGGGGCCGUACCAGGAAACUAGAAAAGUGUACACAAUGGUGGAAUGGGAAGAAAUGAAAAGGUUGAAAAAAGAAAAACAAGAACGAGAAGCUAAAGCUUCCGCCCUCACUGCUUCCUCUCCUGACCUCUCCCAAAGCUCCCAAGAGGAUAAACUAUCCUCCUCAUCUCAAUCCCCUCCAUCUCUAAAGAUGAGCAUGGUCUCUUCCACUAUCACAUCAGCCACAACUUAUUCUAGAGGUGACAGAGCUCGCACCAGUGAUGAUGACGAUGAUGAGCACAGAAAAGGAGAAGAAGCUUACAGCUCAGGUGCUCAAGGGGAUGAAGAUGUCCAGACACACAGACUGAUGAUGAAGAAGGAAGUCCACAAGAGGACAACAGUUGGGAUAGAUGGGCAGGAAGAGACAACCAUCAAAGAAGAUUCUCAAAUCCAGCAGGACAAUGAACCCCCAGAAGAGCUGCGUGAAUCCAUGCAGGAAAUCAUCAACCAGUUCAUGCAGUCUGAUCCACAGCCAGCUGUUUUACCUAGAAGUCAAUCAAAGGAGGAUGAAGUUUAAAGCAUUCUCUUCUGUCAACUCUUUUCAUUAGGAUAUUUUUUCACUAGUUAUGGAAUUAAAACAAAGCUACAUUUUUUAAUCAUUAAACUUUAAAUAAAUUUCAACCUCAACAGCCAACAACAAUAGUCAAUAUUUAAGUGUGUUGUCUACUUCAUGUACAAAAUAUGUAUAAAUUAGGUGAAGUAAGCAUGGAAAUUACCAUUAAAAGAACAUUUGGUGAUAUUAGUUGAACCAAACAAAGAUUCUAGAUAGCAAUACUUUUUAUUAUAGGAAGUGAGCACCUGAUUGGCCAGGAGAUGCUUAAAUAACUUUCUUUUCCUCCAACACUUAUGUAAUAUUUGUAUUUCUAGAUGUCAUUUCUCUUGUUUGAAGGCAUGAUUACCUACACUUCAAAGCUGGACACUUAUCUUAGUAGUUUCCCUUUGUUUAUUACUCCCCCUGUUUCUCUGGGAUAUAUAUGUAUGAGCUAAAACACAUUGUUCAGUAUGGUUUUCUUUGACAAGUCUAAGUAUUGUACAGUGUUUCCACACCACCUUUGUCACAAAUUGUAUUUUACAUAUAAUCCUCAAAUAAUGUGCAUUUAAUUUUUUUUAUAAACCAGCUUUUCAUUACUGGCUUUCUGUGUAGUUUUGUGCGCCAAAUGUAUAAAAAUUACAAUUCUUGCUUUGAUCUGUAGCUAAUAUGAUAAUUGGAUAAAUUGUAAUUUUUUAUAUUUUUUUAGUAUACAAUCUUAAUGUUAUUGUAAUAUUUUAAGGAGAGUUUUUGGUGAUUAAAAUAUUACAUUAGAGAAUGUAUAUUUUAGUUCAUAUAGAGGUGAACAUGUAUUUCAAAUUAAGUGUAGUUUUUUUCUGCAAAUAUCAAAGUUUUUGUACCUCCAAGAUAAUGUAACAAAGAGAUGUUCUACCUGUAUUUGGAGUAUUUAAAGAAUAGAAGGAGCCAGUUGUACUAUACCAGUGUGUGUUGUGCAGUGCUGUACCAGGGGAGAUCACCAAAGAGACAUGUGUACAGUUUGUGUUUCUUCAUUGGUUGUGUGUUUAAGUCAUUUUGUUUUCUUGAUACAAUAGUUUCUUUAUUCAACACACAAUGUUGACCUAAGUGUUUCCCUUUGGACUUUUAAAUAAAUGAUGUAAUUAUUGUAGCGAACAUGCAUUCUUGUUAGUUGGUUACUAUUUCUUUUGGUCAAAUAAACUGCUUUGGUAUUAUGCCCAUCA